UUUCUACGGUCUCUACUCCAUCAGUCUUCGCCAUGCCUCCACGACCAAACUUUUAUCCUCAAGUCAGGCCGUAUGGAACUGUUGCUCGUGAUGAAUGUAGUUUUUGUAAACAGAAAGGUCAUUGGAAAUCACAAUGUCCAAAGUUGGGUAAAGGAAAGCAGCAAUAUACUCAGCAACAACCCCAUCAGCAGUCUCAGCAAUGGAGUUACCGACCACCAGCUCCUCAUAAUGGACCUCCUCUUCUUCCUCGUCCUCACAAUGCAUUGACGACUUCUUCUUUAGAUCCAUCAAUGGUUGAGCAGUUUCAACAGUUUCUUGCAUCUCAGUCACAUGCCAUGGCAGCUUCAUCUCAAAUAGGUUUGUCAUCUAGUUCGUCAGGAUCCAAAGUCUCAGGAAGUGAUUGGGACCGGCCAUAGGGAAGGAGGACUUUAUAUAUUGGAUCAGCUCAAAACUCCUAAGAUUGCGGCUGCUGUUUCUAGUGUGGAUGUUUCGUCUUUUCGUUUUAGUCAGUCUUCUUCUGUGUUUUAUUUGUGGCAUUCUCGCCUUGGUCAUGUCUCUAGAUCUCGAUUACAAUUUUUAGCGUCUACAGGAGUUUUAGGAGAUUUAAAAACUCAUGAUAUUUCUGAUUGCAGUGGUUGUAAACUUGCAAAGUUCUCUGCUUUGCCUUUUCCUAAAAGUAAUUCUUUUUCUGUUGCACCUUUUGAUCUUAUUCAUUCUGAUGUUUGGGGACCCUCUCCUGUUCCUACAAAGGGGGGCUCUCGUUAUUAUGUCUCUUUUAUUGAUGAUUGCACUCGUUAUUGUUGGAUUUAUCUUAUGAAACGUCGCUCAGACUUUUUUGACAUUUAUAAUGAGUUUUGCUCUCUUGUAAAAACUCAACA
This is a messenger RNA of Mercurialis annua (annual mercury), 878 nucleotides long. RefSeq lists its product as uncharacterized. The record is from RefSeq and is a predicted model, not a curated record. Bases 33 to 416 code for a protein of 127 amino acids. The transcript has 2 exons. Gene Ontology annotation, molecular function: nucleic acid binding; zinc ion binding. NCBI's taxonomy places the organism in Eukaryota, Viridiplantae, Streptophyta, Magnoliopsida, Malpighiales, Euphorbiaceae.